AGCGCAUCGGGCAAAGUUCAGCGAAACAUCGGCCAUAGGCAAUAGAAACCGCAAUAUUUAGCUGCACUGGCUUGGUGGUGGUGAAAAAAAUCGAACAACACACGUUCAAUCCUUCCGCGCACCUCGGACGAAGCUUAGCGCUCGCGGUAGACAAGAAUCUCGCAGACAUUGAACCAAAAGGGGGGAAAAUGGCCAAACGUGCUGCCGGCUUUCUCAUAUUUCGCCGCCUGUGCGAACGCAUCGAGUAUCUCAUGAUGCAAGCCUCGUACGGCCAACACCACUGGUCGCCACCGAAGGGUCACGUCGAUCCGGGGGAAGACGAUUACGCGACAGCACUCCGUGAAACGGCGGAAGAAUCAGGCUACAAGGAAAGUGAACUGAAAAUUUAUCGCAAUCAUUCGUGCACACUGCAAUACAAAGUGAAGGGACACGACAAACAGGUCGUCUACUGGUUGGCGGAGUUGCGGGAUCCGGCGCAAGAGGCGACACUUUCGGACGAACAUCAGGACUUGCGGUGGCUGGAGUGUGAGGAUGCUGUCCAAAUCUCGGGCUACGAGGAUUUCGCCAAAAUGAUCCGAACGUACGACGCGAGGAUCAAGCAGAGCGAACUGUGAACGUCCAUUUGCAGCCGGUCUCCGAAGGCCGGAGUUAAGCUCUUGUUUUUGCCUUGUACCGCGUCCGUUGCGCCAGUGACGAUUGGAUGACGAAACGUAUCGAUUAUUUUUAUUGCUACGCAGGAAGCGUUUUGAGUGUGAGAAAUGCUAGUGAGUAAGUGACUUCAUACACCCAAUAAAUCCCAUUUAUGCCACGCGUAA
Messenger RNA from Anopheles bellator, 815 nucleotides. It is a transcript of the gene Apf, whose product is annotated as bis(5'-nucleosyl)-tetraphosphatase [asymmetrical]. The record is from RefSeq and is a predicted model, not a curated record. Gene Ontology annotation, molecular function: bis(5'-nucleosyl)-tetraphosphatase (asymmetrical) activity. The coding region runs from base 189 to 614 and encodes 141 amino acids. Lineage: Eukaryota; Metazoa; Arthropoda; Insecta; Diptera; Culicidae. The transcript has 2 exons. Gene Ontology annotation, biological process: AMP biosynthetic process; ATP biosynthetic process.